This is a messenger RNA of Tuber melanosporum (Perigord truffle), 1266 nucleotides long. RefSeq lists its product as uncharacterized. Lineage: Eukaryota; Fungi; Ascomycota; Pezizomycetes; Pezizales; Tuberaceae. The record is from RefSeq and is a predicted model, not a curated record. The transcript has a single exon. The coding region runs from base 1 to 501 and encodes 166 amino acids.
AUGGUUGCUUAUGUAGGAAUCAAUGACGGGGGAAGGGGGUGGGAGAAGGGGACAGAUGAGCCGGAGGAAUUGCUGGUACUUGUAUUCGUUUGGCACCGGGUAGCCCGCCUCAUCAGACCAUGUCCUGCUGCAUGCGAGGUCGAUAGAACAGGCUUGAGAUUAUUCACUGUGGGGGAAGGAGGGAGGUAUGAUACUCGAGUACCGUACCGAAACAGUAUCAUACGUAUCCCAUACCUGUGCUGGCAGCAGGUACUGUACUCGAGUAUCAUACAGUAUCUAUACAGUACAAGCAAAGCGCAUGGCGCUAUGGGCAUCGGACCGCGGGAUGGCCGCCAAAGCCCACCGCUGCACACCUCCUCCAGUCUUCUCCGAUAUCGCAGCUUCAUAAAAUUCCAGAAUGCAACGGACGGGACUACCGUACCAUACCGGUAUGCCAUCUACCUCAUUCCUAUACCUUCACACAACUGCACCCUAACCUUAUACUACGUUACCCUACCAUAGUUAUACCCGUGCAGAAACAAUUGGCACCGCAAACAAAUCCCGAUCAACCAGACCGCAAAGAUCUGCCAGCCCCCCCCGCGGCUCGAGAGCCUCGCGGUGGUGGCGGAACGGACAGUGUCUUUCGAAUUUAUUUCCCCAACUUCUCCGGUUCCACUCACCUUAUUUUAUUUAUAAAGCCUUAAAGGGGGUAAGGUGAAAAUGAAGUCUCCACGGUGGUAGGAGAGGGGCCGUAGUCUGCUGUUUGCGCUCGCCGAUGGUAUGCUGUGGAAUGAUAAAUGGCAAGCUCAACUAGCUCAUGCGAUCGAUGGCAUGAUGGUCAGAACGUUCUCCCCAAAGCACCACCGUGAUAACUGCCCUCCACUCCCCCGCCCCUCAAAACCAUCCACAGCCUAGCUCUGCCCCGAGAACUGCCCCGCGCACUGAACCUCAAAAAUCCAACUUCCCCAUUUCCCAAAAAAGAGCAAUUACCUCGCUUUUUUGGCUUGACCUCUUCACUAACCACUUACCACUUACCGGCACCAACUGAUGCGUUGUUUCGCUCCCACUUCGAAGUAAAAAAAGCAAGCACAGUCCCCCCGGUAUUGGCACUACCACAGAGGGAUCUAUGCGACAGGCGAGAAUGCUGUACGAGUACAGUACUGUAGGCUUGCCAGUUGGCUGGCUGGUCACCCGGCUGUUACUGCAUGUUCCUGAAACGAGUGGGUGGGAAUGAACUGUUUCUCGUAACACGGGGAAUACAAUAAGGGUAUGUAGGGUAGUGUUUUC